AUGCCUCCAACUGAAGCUGAAGUUCCACAACCCGUGGCCGCUUCAAAGCCGAACCCGCGAAACAACCCGACUAUGUUCAAAAUAUUUCAAAACGUACAAUAUAACGUUGUCCAGCACAAGAAAUACGUAAAAGAAAUGAUUAAACUGUAUAAAAAGCUUGAUGAAAAUAGUUUUCGUGAGAGCUUCAAAAAUGCCAUGAUGUAUUUAUUUACAUUUGGCGACACCAGUGCAAAUGUGGACCGUGUAAUACAGUUCGUAGCCACAUUUUGUACCUCUUUAGAUGAUGAAGAAGAGUUCCUGUUAUUUAUAUUUGAUAUUAUAUUCAAUUGUCAAUGUGUAUCGGGGCAAUCAGUCAGGUAUCGUGCCAGUCAGCUUUUGGCAGCUGUCCUUUCAGCUUUGGGAGAUGAUGCAUCACUUGAUGAUGACUUGUGUGACAAGCUGCUUGCAUCUCAGAUGCAAAGGCUACAAGACACGCGUGGUGCCGUACGCUGUAGAGCAGCUCUCGCGUUACAACGAUUGCAGAAUCCCAUGGAAUCUGACGAUGAAGUGACUCGCGCGUACCGAUUCCACAUGAGUUGCGACCCGAGCUCUUCUGUUAGAAGGGCUAUUGUAAUGUCUAUUGCUAAGUGCAGUCGCAACGUCCCCUUUGUAUUAGAGCGAUUAUGUGACGUUGACGAGGCGGUAAGACGCGCUGCGUUCCUUUACAUAGCAGCCAUUAAUGUUACACAGCUUAGAGUUCGGCAAAGACUUUUGACGCUCAAGGUAGGUUUAACUGAACGCAGUCUUCGCGUACGUCGUGUCGUUGAAGAAAUUCUUAUACCGGGUUGGUUAAGUACCUUCCAAGGGAAUAUAGUUGACCUAUUGAAGGCGAUACGCUUGGAUAAUGCGCACGACGCUAAGGAUUCGCAGUAUGUUGCUGGCAAACUACUCGAAUCUUUAUUUAAACGUUUACCAAUAUCCGAACUUCUGGAAUGGCUACCAACGGAUAAAAAUCUGCGUCUGAUUCCUGCAGAAAAAUUAAAUAAAGAGACGGCAUGGUACUGGCGCCACCUGGCGGAACAUUUACAGAAGAUUGAUGAUGACGAGACUUUGGAGACUAUAUUACCUGACUUAGUCGUUUUGACUGGAUAUAUAAGAGCCAUCGUAGAAUCACCAUGUCCAGAUGAAAGCGAAGACCCGGUCGGAUUCAGUACUCGUCAGUACGUGCUGCACGAACUGGGCACCAUGCUACGAGUGUACGAUGCGACCGACCCGACCGGUAGGACCGCCUUGCAACAAUUGGUCACUGAUGUACUUACUGGCGACUACGGGCCUCUCAACUCAGACGUGAUUCGAGCGUUCGUCUCAGCUUUAGAGCUGGUGCUGCCCGAGGUGUCUCCCCGCAUGGAAGUGAUCGGCGGCGUGCUCAACGCGCUGCGCGACCCGCCCGAGCCCGACGUGCCGGCCCCUCCACCGCCCACCAUCGAUAGCACCGAAACCAAGAUGCAGAGAGCUAGGCUUCGCGUAUCACUGAAUGUUGCGAUCGAGGCUCAGGAAGAAGCAGUAAGGGAACAGAACUACGCCCUCGCAGCAGAAUGUAAGGCUAAGGUGGCAGAUAUUCAAAAAAAGUUGGAAGAGCUAAACAUUCAGCCAGUUGCACCACCACCACCCAUGCCUACUAUAAAGGAGAAGGUAUCGGACUCCGCGACCUUGAUCAAAUGCCUGACUAUACUAAACUGCGCGUUGGAUACUCCACAACUGACAACAGUUACUCCCAUGAUGCGAAUGAUAUUCAGCGAGCUAGAGAUCGAGAUUUUUCAAAACCCAGAUAUAAUAGAAACUGCUCUGGAGACUGUUGCUUUGUAUGCAAUGUUAGAUAAGGAAUUUGCCAAAGAGAAUAAAGCUUUCUUCUUCGCUAAUCUAAUUGAUACAUCAAACGAACGCACAGUGUCCACCGUGCUUCGCUGCAUAGUGGACUUGUUGUGCGUACACGGAGCGCGACUGUUCGAAGAUGAGAACACUCAGAUCGAUACAGCAGCAAACACAACGCGAAAGCGCAACACCACUCACACUACAAACAAUACUAUCGAUGACGAUGGUAGCAUAUCAGAAUCCGCGAUAUCAUUAUCCCCAACGCAUAGCACUGUUAUUGAACUACUCUUGAAGAUUAUGGAUAGCACUUGCGCAGCUUACAGGCUAAUCAUUGUAGAAGGAUUAUGUCGACUAUUGCACUUGGGUCAUCUAGAAUCGUCAGCCAUACUCAGUCGGCUGCUUUUACUCUGGUUCAACCCAGCUACAGUUGAUGAAGAUAUGUUACGACAAACAAUUGGCGUAUUCUUUCAAACGUUUCCUACGACUGUGGAUGGAGCGCAAGAACAGAUACAGAAAGCUACCCUACCUACACUCCGGGCUUUAGUGAAUGCGCCUUCCAGUUCACCUCUCGCAGAAAUAGAUCAGGAAGCUGUCGUCAAAUUUAUUGUAUCACUCACCAGGGUAAACCAUGAACUAGCUGAUAGCCAAGGUGGCAUGGCAACUGUACUCUGCCAAUACAUAGUCCGCCGCCCGACGUCUCCCGAAGCUGGAUUGGCUUGUCGAGUGUUAGCUUUGCUGUCUCCACCGAGAGAUUCACACCUCGCUUCAGAACUGGCGCACAUGCUGAGAGAUCUUUGCUUGAAAUUACCGGAUAAACAGUCAUGUCGGAAUUUGACCAGGUAUCUGGGCGCUUUAGAGGCAGCGGAACGAGCCAGUCUUAAUAAAUUGUCGCAUACAGGUGUUACCGAAGGUACCAUGCAAGAAGAUUCUUUAGCGCCUUUGGGAAGGAUGACAACCUCUUUGCCACAACCGAUCGGUCGCAGCACUCACGUAGUUGUUAACGAAACCGUCGAAGAGGAGGUAGAGAUAGACGAAACCUCGCCAACGGAUGACCCUAUAUUGUCCAGGAUUUCUGAAGGUCAACCACAAGCAGAAAGCAGUCGUGCUGUCAGAGAGUCCUCACAGACCGAAGUCGUAACGAACGAAGUUCCAAUUGAUAUGCAAUCCGAUUCUAGUAGUGGCGUUUCACCUGUUAAAAGAGCUAAAAUCACUAAAGCAAAGAAAAAAUUAUCAAUGAAUAAGCAAGGCAGUGGUUCUGAUUCGACUAAGGCUAAAGAGAAGACUGGUAAAGGGAAAGAAAAUCCCAAAGAAGAAAUUGAAAAAGGUGGGGUAAAAAGAAGUAGAUCACAACGCUCACUGGUGGAUGUGGAUAGAGCUCAAAAGGCCAAAGCUGAAGCAAAGGCAGCUGAAAACGCCAAGCUAGAUGCUAAAGUUAAACCACAAACCAAACCAGAAAAACCAAAAAAAGAUCCUAAAGCUAAAAAGAAACCACCACCAUCCUCAAAAGAAUCACCACCAUCAGACUUAGAUGUUUCUAACAUUACUAUAAGAAAAUCUACAAGAAGCUUACAAUCCGGUUCUAGUACAGAAUCUAGUGGCUCCCCGAAAGUUAAUGCUAAAGGAAGGAAGAAGACGGAAAAGCAAGUGAAAGAAAAAGAGGUGAGCAAACCAGUUAGGCGUUUGACGAGGUCGUCGACGGGGUCUGGCCGCAGCAGCGCCGGUAGUUCGCGGUCACAGUUUGAUGACUCGGAUGAUACCUUGCUACACACAAUAGUCUAUGAGAAAGAAUUUGUUCAAGAAGUGUUGAACGACUCGAGCGAACUAAUCGACAGUAGGCGUGGAUCUAAAGCGAAUGUCACCAUUCCUGAAACACCUGAUGGUAGCGAAGAGUCAGAUUCUGAACCCGAAAUACCAAUAAAAGGCAAACGAAAUACUAAGAAGAAAUAG
This is a messenger RNA of Arctia plantaginis, 3798 nucleotides long. The record is from the annotation of a GenBank genome assembly. NCBI's taxonomy places the organism in Eukaryota, Metazoa, Arthropoda, Insecta, Lepidoptera, Erebidae.